Molecule: messenger RNA, 5494 nt
Organism: Uranotaenia lowii
Lineage: Eukaryota; Metazoa; Arthropoda; Insecta; Diptera; Culicidae
Product: TOX high mobility group box family member 3-like
Exons: 13
Coding region: 1895-3886 (663 amino acids)
Biological process (GO): regulation of transcription by RNA polymerase II
Cellular component (GO): nucleus
Molecular function (GO): chromatin DNA binding
Source: RefSeq, a predicted model, not a curated record
UAUUUUUUCUUCAUUCGGUCAGCGACCGUUCGUGUAGUAACACUUAUCGGGCGAGAGAUUUGUUGAGGAUUGCGCCGCUUUCGAUAAAGUUGCUUCCGUCGCGUUCGAGGGUUGUUAACUCGGGAAUCAUCAAGAAAAGGAGUUUGUGCAAGCAAGAAGUAGGAAACGGGAAAGCUACCCGUUUUGCCGGGAGUUGUUUUAUUUUAUUGGUGAGCCCGCGCGCGUCUGGUGCAUUCUUCUUCGAUCACAAACGGAACAGUCGUGCAUUUCGUGCUGAUUUCACCGUGCUAACGGUUCUCACGAUUCGUGCUAGUUACUCGCGGUGUACUGCGUAAAAGUGUGUCUACUAGGAUCAGGAAAAGCAAAAGCCGAAGCAGCAGGAUACACAAGCAACAGCAACACGUUGAACAAGUGUCAAAAUUAGUCAACUGUCGCAUGCCAGCAAGGAUUUUGGCUGUAAUCUACUCUACUCUCGCCUCGGAGGAAUAAUUAAAGUGAGUGUUCUUGCGUCCGCCAGUGACAUAACCGUGUAGUAUUGUGGGGUUGUAGUAGGCGGCACCCGUGCAAUGCUAACGUGAUUGUCAAUUGAAAAUAUCACUAUUCAAACACAGCCUGGAUUAAAAGUAUUGAUGCGUGCAUAUUCUCGGCUGGCCCGUAUGGAAAAGUGACAGUUUUUUUUAUGGUGUCUGUUGGUAGGAUUUGAUUAAGAAUUCAAGAAAGAGUGAGAACAAUCGUGCCGAACCGCUCUUCCCUAUACAUCCGCGUGUUCGAUCGUUCUUCUGCUUGUACGGACGACUGUAAACAGUGUGGUGCAAUCAAAGAUAAAUCGUUGAAUAACAAAUGAGGGAGAAAAUAUAUAAUGAUUGAUGGAACGAGAUUAAAGAGAAUCAUUUUGUGUAACAGUAGUGCAUUGCUGCAGUGAGUGAGUGAGCGGUAGAGAAGCUCGGAAUCGGAAACUCGUACCUACAAAGUAUUUUGAAAAAGUAAACUGCACAUUCCACAAUCGCGGAACAUUCGGUGCCCUGUGUUAUCUCCUUUCGACCCGGAAAAAUUUCCCCCAAAUUGCAGUGCUAGUUAGUUGCUGGGAUUAAUUCCACGCAAGGUAAAAACAGUGGCAAAAAACCAUUCACAAUAACAUUGAAACGUUGAAGAGAGUGAUUCAACUACAAAAAAAAAACGAGUACAAAAAUAACUCAAGAAACCCAAAUUAACCUACUAGAAUAGUAAUCAGGUGUGAGUUGCCUUUUCCCCAUCCCACCCCCACAUACCGUAAGAGUGUGUAACAAGAAGAAAAAAAAGCUCAGACAAAAACACGUGCAAUCACAGCAAGCGUCGAGGCGCCCUGCUAUAAUAGUGUGUCUCGGCCCCAAAAUAAGACGUGUGAAAAGUGUGAGCGCAACACAGUAGUGAAGAAGCAAGAAGAGCAAAAAAAGUAAGCUUAAAGCAAAAGGAAGGUAAUUCCCCGAGAAGAAAAUCGAGGAAACAAUACAACAGCUACGGAAAAUCUCUUCCUGGUGGUUUUGUGCAGAAGCAGAAGAAAAGGAAAAACCUUCCGUCCGCAAGUGAGAAAAGCGAUUCAUCUGCACGCCAUUGAAAGCAGCAAUUCCGAGUUGCUACCUACCCGACUGACUCGAGUCUGUCCGGCGCUUUUUUCUCCCUUCGUUGGUCCGUUGUUUUUCCAUCUCCCCGAAAGCGGCACGAAGAAUAGUGGAGUGUGUUUGUGUGCCAAUUGGUGACUUCAACGCCAGUGUUGAAAGUUAAUCGUGCAUAAAAAGAAAAUAAGUAAUUAUCCUUUUAAAUAAGAAAAUUGAACCGGGCGAGAAGAAAGAGGUACACAAGAUACGGGAUAGAAAAACCGGGCUAUAACAGUGGUACAGGAGAAUUCGACGUCAACAUGUUCGAUCAAUACAUUUACAAGCGCAACGAGUCUAAUCUAGACGUAUCGCUGUCAGUACCACACUACAACGGUCAACAUGGUCAUCACUACCAGAACAUGAACACAUUUCACACGCCUUCGUUCGGUGACGAGGAAUUUGACAUUCCUACAAUGAACGCUCAUCUUCAACAACAACAACAACAACAGCAGCAGCAGCAACAGCAACAGCAUCAACUGGAUCAACAGCAGCAGCAGCAGCAAUAUCAAAUGCACAACAACGGCCAACACCCACCGCCCCACAUGGGAAUGCUAAAUGACCAACAGCAACCGCAACAACAGCAGCAACAACAGCAGCAGCAGCAGUACAAUCAAUGGCAUCAGGAUUCACAUUUAAAUCACCACAGUAGUCCAUACCCGAUGCAAUCGCCAAAUCAGCCCACAUAUCAUCAGCUGAGCAGUCCUAGUCCAAACAAUCCAAACGCAACGCUGCACGUGAUGCAGCCACCCCAGCAAUCGUCCCCCCAGCAGCAGCAACAGCAGCAGCAGCAGAUGCACCCACGGAUGUCACCGCAGCUGGGAUCCGGUGCGCCGCCUCACUCAACGGCCGGUCCACCGGGAGGAGGAGGGGGCGGAGGUGGGGGCGGAUACAUAGGCCGGUCGCCACCGCAAAUCAACGCCGGCCAUCACCACAUAGGCAGCAAUGGCGUAGAACCGGGAACCACCAGUGAGGACAGCGACGAUGCCAUUCCCGCCAACACGUUAAAGCGGCCGUCGCCGGAACCGCUGUACGAUAACGAUUCCAACAGUUCCAAAGCGUCCGCGGCGUCGUUAGCGAAAAAACCAAAGGUAGCCAAAAAGAAGAAGAAGCGGGACCCCAACGAGCCACAAAAACCGGUGUCGGCGUACGCCCUGUUCUUCCGUGACACUCAAGCUGCCAUCAAAGGUCAGAACCCGAACGCGUCCUUCGGCGAGGUGUCGAAGAUAGUCGCCUCGAUGUGGGACGUCCUGGCGACGGAGCACAAAAAUGUGUACAAGAAGAAAACCGAGGCUGCCAAAAAGGAGUAUCUUAAGGCGUUGGCGGCGUAUCGAGCGAGCUUAGUAUCGAAGGGUACCGAAGGUGACCAGCAGCAACCACCACAGCAGCAGCAGCAGCAGUCCCACCAGCAGCAGAUGUACUCACCGCCCCCGCCUCCCCACCAACAGCAACAGCAGCAGCAGCAUUCCGGCCAACAGCAAAAUAAUCACCUGGUGAAUCACUCCCAGCAGUCACCUCAGCAUGGCCAACCGGUGCCCCAAGUGAGUCCCCACAUGCCGAUGCCCGGCCAGGGAGUGGGUCAGAUGCCACCGCAAUCCGGCUAUCCACCACCUUAUGCAUCGCCCUACAAAUCUCCACAGCAGACAAUGAUGCAAAUGCAGCCACAUCUCCAGCAGCAACAGCAACACCACAAUCAACCACCGAUGCACCCCGGCCAAAACCAUCACAUGCAGAUGAACUCGAUGGCUCACCAGCAGCAACAGCAAAUGAUGGUCCAUGCACAGCAGCAGCACCAACAACAGCAAACUCCGCCGCCGCAGAUGAACCACCUCAAUAGUAUGAUGAAUAUGGGAAUGGCAGGACCCCAGUCGCACUACAUGAAUCAGCAGAUGUCGCACAGUCAAGGGCAGCAGCAGCAGCAACAACAGUCACAACAACAUCCGCCUGGCCAGCAGCAACAUCCGAUGCAACAGCAGUCGCAGCAAAUGGGCACCUCGGGUCAGCCGGCAGCCCAUGGUCACAACAUGAGCCCGCACCAAAUGGCCCCGCCAAUGUCCGGCAGUCCACCGCAGCAGGCGAGUGCCGCGCCCCAGCAGUGUAUCCGACAGGGCUGUCCGAACCAGGCGAUCGUCAAUUCCGACUGGGAGGAUGAGUACUGCAGUAACGAGUGCGUCAUCACACACUGCCGUGAUGUUUUCGGCAACUGGGUGCAAUCCAACAAUCCGCAGCAGCAAUCCUAUUCUGCUGUGAAGUAAGAAGUGAAACUGUUCCGCGGAUUAAAUUCCCUCUUCCCACUCCUGGCGCGAGAUAGUUUACUGAAAAUAAAUAUUACUAUUAAUUACUAAAACCUCCCGGUCUGGGACGGGACAAAAUGAAGGAAGAAAUUCGCGCAAGGCUAAAACCAACAAAAAAAAAAAGCGCACGAGCUCGCCCGAAGUACGGGAGAACAGCGCUCCAUUUUUUUUUUUUUGAAAAAAAAAAACGUAAUUAUAAAUAUCUAUAAAUAUAAUCGAUUCGUAAUUUACUGUUAUUACUGCAAAAGAAACAACUAAGAAAAAAUCCACAUACACAAACACACUUUUUACUAUGAUACUUUUAACAUGUAAGCAAGAAAAAACAAGAAAGAAAAAGAACAUUGUAGUUGAUAAGUCAGCAAUGUAAACGAAAAAAGAAAGGAAGGAAAACAAAAAUAUAUUGAUGAAUAGAAUUCAAGGGCAAACAGAAGAUUACUAACAAAAAAAAUCAUGUAAAAGUGUUUCAAAGAAUGGGUAUGCAAGAACACGUUACGGUUACAAGUGAAAAGACAGCCAAAAGUUGCAAUUAUGUUAUAAGUGGCGUGCACUAACCCAAUAGAGUAAAAAGCAAUGUUCGAUCGAGGUCAACCGUUUCCUUCCACACUUUCAACUCGGAUUGUUUUAAUUGAAUUGUAUUAUUUGAUGAUAUGCAUUGUUGUUGUACAUACAUUUUCGAAUUAGUUUUCACCUUCCAAGCGAACUAACAGGAAGCAGAAAGUGUAAUCGCACGCGUUCGCAAUCCACAUUAUCUAAGGUAAACAAAUGGCCUGUCCUCUGUCUGAGCCAGGAAUAUAAUAAUCUAGGAAGAAGAGAACCUACACCGCGAGGCUGUAUAAUUGUUAUUCCUCUUUUCUUAAUUUAUCUCGAUAAUAAUGUUGUUUUUCUUUUUCGAAUUAGUUUGUAACGAGCAACGGUCACACUUACACGCGCGUAGGCAAAUAACUAAAGAAAAUAAGUAGUUGUCGUUAUUAACCCAUACAAAACAAGUAAAAAAUUACUUCUUAGCAUAGAAAGACACCAACCUCACCUUCCUCCCCCCACAAACUAAAGGCUCAUAUUUGAGUAGAAUACAAAAAAAAGGAAAUCGUCUAGGACAAUUUAAACACACAAAAAAAACAAACGUAAGGUUAUGAAACCUUGGACCGCAUUUUCAUAAAAUUAUCCACAUUAAACAAAGUAAAACACGAUCUUCGGUGCAAUCAUCUGUUUUCUCAAUAAAAACAAAAAAAAAUUAACCUAUUGAACUAAGAAGAAAGUGUUUUAAUCUUCGCCAAAUCACAUCAGUUUGUGGAGUGUCAUCACCCUCCGAAUACAUCCACUCAUCCCUACGAGUCCCUUCCCUCCCAUGCAGAGGUGGAGUGUGUGUGCUCUAGUUGAACUAAAAUCUCGUUGUCAUAAUUCUCCGACCCGUGUUGUUGUUGACGGGCGUUUUGUAGUUUAUGGCUAGAACAAUAAGCAUUGUGCGAAACUCGAGUCAGCAACACACCGGAAAGAAUAAAUAAAAACCUACAGACAGACAGACACACAAGCAUACUAAUAAAAACAAAAAUACUAUUUUGUAGAAAGUUA